Dendrobium catenatum is the source of this 688-nucleotide messenger RNA. RefSeq lists its product as uncharacterized. Bases 275 to 625 code for a protein of 116 amino acids. Lineage: Eukaryota; Viridiplantae; Streptophyta; Magnoliopsida; Asparagales; Orchidaceae. The record is from RefSeq and is a predicted model, not a curated record. The transcript has 2 exons.
GAGAAAGAAGACUGACAGAUUCUAACUAGUUGACAGUACUACAGAGAAGAUCAGGUUAAUCAGAAAGAGGUUAGAAGCAGCUCAGGAUAGUUACAGGAAGUAUUUUGAUCGAAAGUACAAGUUUGUGGGAUUUAAAGUUAUAGAUUAUGUCUAUUUGAAAGUCAGUUAAUAAAGGGUGUUGGGCCUCACUUGUUCUUCUUCUGGGUGUGAGCGAAAUUGGAGUACAUAUAGUCAAGUGCAAACAAAGAGAAGAAAUCGACUAUCUACACUCAGAAUGAACUCCCUCGUAUACAUAAUGCACAAUAAGAGGUUAAGAGAUAGGAGGUUGAGGAAUAAGGGGUUGAAAGAUGAUGAAGACCCGUUGGUGUGUGAUGAUCUGUCGUCUGAUAAUGAGUGGUUCAUAGAUGAUGAGGCAGAUUUGUCAUUAUCAGACUUACAGGUAGAAGAUCUAAAUGUGGAUGUAUUGAGGGGCGAAGCAGAUCAAACGGGUACAUCCACUAGUACUACACCACACACAUCUACUAGCUCUGCAAGUAAAGGGAAGAGAAAAGUGAGUCAUGUUGAAGAUGAAGAUGACAUGGCAUUCAUAGAUACAAUUGGAGAAGAAGAUUCACUUGAAGACUGAUAUUUUAUGAUGGGAUAUGAUUUCAUUUUAUAUAUUUUCUGUAUUUUGAGAGUUUUGUUAAAC